AACAUAUACGUGAUUUUAGAAACUUCCAUCGCUAUUCUCCCAUUACUACGGCGUUCAAGCGGGUAUACGAUGUAAAGGUCAGUCAUACAUGUCUAGUUUUGGAUCAUUAUCCACGUCUUUCGGAGGCCAGCUAUUCUAUGCAGCACGUCGAAAAUGCCGUCAUAUCCCGCGACAGGUACAUAACACGAGAUGCGCCAUCUACCAAAAUAUAUCAGCCCACAUCUUAUUCUCUUACAUUCGCAAAGCGCCUUCAUCCCUACGACGUCACUAUAGCAACAAUGAUUUCACUCCAUGCUCCGUUACAUCUUCCUGCUCUCAUCUUCCUCUUCUUAACAACAACCAAGUUCCCCGUAGAAACGGGCCUUUGCCCGCUAGGCGGGAUCGUCACCUGGAUUCAUCCCAGGCCGCCGUCCAGAUCCUUAAUCACUGCAGAUCUCCAAAUAACGCAGUGCUUUAUCAAACCUCCAAAGGAAUUCGACUAAUAUACCGUACGGCAGACGAUACCUCUUCCAUUACACGAUCAUGUCGGCCCAAACGGUGAUAAAUAAACCACGUCUCUUCGACAGACGAAUGCACUAUGAGUUAAGUGCCCUUCCCUUCGAACCCUGACAACAAAACGUCCUCAGUCCCCCUGCUGAGAUUUAGCGGCAUUACUCAAUCUGACUGAUACGUGAUACGUUCACAUGCUGAACUCGCGAUUUCCGGGAUCUCGCUCCUACCCACGCGUCGAGGCACUUCUGAAUCUCCAGAACUCCGAAAACAUCGGGAGGCUCGAAUUCUUCUCGCCUGGCACAU
Molecule: messenger RNA, 795 nt
Organism: Guyanagaster necrorhizus
Lineage: Eukaryota; Fungi; Basidiomycota; Agaricomycetes; Agaricales; Physalacriaceae
Exons: 3
Coding region: 89-541 (150 amino acids)
Source: RefSeq, a predicted model, not a curated record